This is a messenger RNA of Cryptosporidium ubiquitum, 639 nucleotides long. Its product is annotated as methylated-DNA-protein-cysteine methyltransferase. Bases 1 to 639 code for a protein of 212 amino acids. Gene Ontology annotation, cellular component: protein-DNA complex. Gene Ontology annotation, molecular function: alkylated DNA binding; DNA-3-methyladenine glycosylase activity; DNA-7-methylguanine glycosylase activity. The transcript has a single exon. Gene Ontology annotation, biological process: base-excision repair; base-excision repair, AP site formation; DNA alkylation repair. The record is from RefSeq and is a predicted model, not a curated record. Lineage: Eukaryota; Apicomplexa; Conoidasida; Eucoccidiorida; Cryptosporidiidae.
AUGAAGUUUGAUUACUCACAAAAAGAAUUAGAAAUAAUAAAACUGAAGGAUGAAAAAAUAAAAAUUAUUAUUGAGGAAAUUGGCUAUAUUGAAAGGGAAUGUAUAGAUGACCUUUUUCAAGGAUUGUUUUUUAUCAUUAUAGGCCAACAACUUUCUCAAAAAGCUCAGGUCAGUAUUUGGGAAAGAGCCAAGAGAAUGCUCAAAAGCAUCGAUCCUGUAACUAUUUCCACAUAUUCAGUAGAAGAAAUUAAAAAAGUUGGUUUAAGCCUAAAAAAAGCAACAUUUAUUAAAGGAAUUGCCGAUAAAAUAGUUAAUAGAGAGAUCAAUUUAAAUCUGCUUUAUGAAAAAGAUGACCAAGAAGUUUGUGAAGAACUAACUAAAUUAGAUGGGAUCGGAGUUUGGAGUGCAGAAAUGGUUAUGAUAUUUUGUAUGAAUAGGAAAAACGUUUUUAGUUUUUCGGAUACUGCAAUUAAAAAAGCGCUGAAAAUUAUAUAUGGACACAAAGAGAUUACAAAGGAUAUUUUUGAGAAUUACAGACGAUUAUUUUCUCCUUAUUGUUCAAUAGUUAGUCUUUAUUUAUGGGAAAUCUCUAACCGAAAUUAUAAAAACAAACUUUCUAAAAAGAACAUAAAUCUAUAA